AUGCUAGGCGAGCAGUUGGAAGGCCAUGUACUGCCAUUAUCACUGGGGACAUACGGCUGUCGAGUCGUUCAGAAAGCAUUCGAACGUGUGGAUGAAAAGCAGAAAAUUCGCUUGGGACAAGAACUUCAUCCAUAUGUCCUGGAUUGUGUGCGAGACCAAAAUGCGAAUCAUGUCAUUCAAAAGAUUCUCGAGCAAGUGCCCAGCACCCACCUGGAUUUCAUUGCGGCAGCCUUCCGCGGGCAUGUACAGAUUUUGGCGUCACAUUGUUAUUCGUGCCGUGUGCUGCAGAGGAUUUUUGCAUAUUGCAGUGAGGAUCAGCGUCGGCCCUUGCUGGAUGAGAUGCAUCGCGACACGCUGCGCCUCAUGCAGGAUCAGUAUGGCAAUUACGUUGUGCAGUGGGUGCUUCAACAUGGCGACGAGCGCGAUCGUCUUGCCAUUGUGCGUGUGACGAAGACUCAUCUUCCGCUGUCGCGCCACAAGUUUGCGUCGAAUGUCGUUGAGCAUGUGAUUCAAGUGGCACCACCGACGGAUCUGACGGAUUUGCUUGAAGAGCUUCUGGCGCCUCUAAGCCCGUCGGACGCUGAAGGCCUGCCACUCCUUCUUGAAGGCACGUCACCCCUGUGCAUUGCCACGAUCAUGAUGCAGGAUCAGUAUGCGAACUAUGUCCUUCAGCGUUUUCUUCAGACGCUUCAUGGACACAAUCGCGAGCGUCUUGUCCAGACAAUCCGUCCCGUUCUGUAUGCACUACGCCAGCGACAAGCCAUCCUUGCUGCGCAGACCAACGCGGCGUCGCCCUAUACCGCAAGCAUCCGAAUUCCUGGUGGGGGACACAUUGGGAAUAAGCCACUGCAGGCCAUUGAACGACUUAUUGAGCAAGGUCCCUGA
This is a messenger RNA of Malassezia globosa CBS 7966, 885 nucleotides long. RefSeq lists its product as uncharacterized. NCBI's taxonomy places the organism in Eukaryota, Fungi, Basidiomycota, Malasseziomycetes, Malasseziales, Malasseziaceae. Gene Ontology annotation, cellular component: cytoplasm. Gene Ontology annotation, biological process: nuclear-transcribed mRNA catabolic process, deadenylation-dependent decay. Bases 1 to 885 code for a protein of 294 amino acids. Gene Ontology annotation, molecular function: mRNA 3'-UTR binding. The record is from RefSeq and is a predicted model, not a curated record. The transcript has a single exon.